UCUCGUGUAGGAGUUGUCGUCACAGUGGUGAGCACUCACAGUAGUAGCGUGAGUGUGCUAGUCUGUGCUUAUUUAUUUAUGUGCUUAGUCUGUAUCAAGGAUUUAGUUCUACGCUAGCGACCCCCAGAGGCUUGGACACUGUUGGUCACUGCUGGUCAAGAUUUCAUUAAGUGGUCAGUCGGAGAUUUAGAAUUCACUUGGAGGACAGUUAGGGUCAUUCAUGUCGCCAGUGCUCUAGUGCUUACUCAAUCAUUGAUGUGAGGGCAGUAGUGAAUCAAAACAAAGAUUUAGUUCUAAGGUCUCUUCGGUAGUUUCAGCACAAAACCAUUGACUCGGAAAGACGGCAGGAAGUUUACUGAGUGAUUCAUAUUGAUUUAACUCACUAACUCGUGGGUUAUGUAAUAAAAAAAAAGUCUAAGAGAUCUACUGGGAAGGAGCUUAUCAGGGAACGAGACCAAGGUAUAUCAGCUGUUUGUGAUUGGGUUUGGUUCUGACGGGCUUGGUGACCUGUUGAAACACUGACAUUGAUCGUGACAUGAGGGUCAGCUCCAGGCCGUUCGAACUGUUGAUGACGUCAAGUCUUGUUCACCCCAGCUGAGAGUAUGAUGUCAUGGACAGAGGGACAACCGCGGGCACACCCGGGUACCAUUCAGGAGAAAGACAGGCUUCUGUGUCCACCUAUAUUACCAGCCUGGUCCUGUUGGUGGGUGUGUUUGGUGGACUGGUCAUCGUAGUUACGGUCAUCCUAGUCUGUACCUAUUGUCAGGGCAAAAGAAAACCAGAUCGAAGCACAUCAAGCAGAGAGAACGUUUCUGACAACACAUUGCGAGCUUUACAAAGAUACGAAACUAUCAACUCUGAUAUCUUCUCAGAUCCAAGCUCCUAUUCCUUUGACAUUCCCCAAACACCGAGGAAAACAGUCGAUUUCAGACUUCCAGAUCGUGUUAGCGAACAGGAAGGCGCCACGGAGACAACUAACUUCCGGUCUGAUUUUCCAAAAGAUGAGUUCGGAGACCAGCACAGCACUUUCUACACCCAGGUCGACGAAACAGAGACUACUUCGGCACAAGGGACUGCUGCUACUUCGUCAAAGACAAGUCAAAAUGGCGGCAACGCCGGAAGCGGAAGUAGGCGAGUAUCAUUCCAGCUGGACAAUCUGAUGAGGUCAAGCUCAAACGUGGAGUUCAAAGUUCGAAGGUACAUCGAGGGCGAUUUCCACCAUCUGAAACAUUCAAAGAUAGGAAAAAAUUUACCAAGACAGUUUUCCAUGGGAGGCGCUGUGCCAGGGAGAAGUUUGUUGGAAGACCCUCAAUUUAAAUUUAACUCCUUGGACGAGCGAAAGACAUUUUUCCUUCCACCAAUAGUGGCUCAAGAAGCGCAGCGCGCGCAUUCGUCACUUUUACAGCCGACUGAACCACUCCCACCUCAGCUACAACAACAACAGCAACCGAAGCAGCUGCAGCAACAGACCUCGCGUGAGUCUCGGCGGACAAGCAUAGAGCGGGAGACAUCUCCCAAGCACUUGCGAGACAAUCGCCUGUCUCUAGAGCGGGAGACAUCUCCCAAGCACUUGCGAGACAAUCGCCUGUCUCUAGAGCGAGAGACAUCUCCCAAGCACUCGCGAGACAAUCGCUUGUCUCUAGACCAACUGAAACCAAAUAAACGAGACUCACCUUCGCCCACUUACCGGACACCUAAAGGCUUAAAAAAUUCUCCUUCCCCGACCUUCAACUUCAUCAAGGACGUGGUUGGCAAAAACUCUCCGUCACCGCCUCUCAGGCCGAUCCCGGACAGUCCGUCAAAUUUCUCUCCCCUGGCUACACGUGACACAGGGGUUAAAGGCUCACCACCUUCUCCUUUUAGGCCCAUCAACGAAAUGGUCAGUCUGGGCAGUUCCCCUUCGCCCACAUACAAAUCAGCGAAGACACAAAUCUCUGUAGAAGUUCACAACCCUCAGCAGAUCCACAGCUUUACACAACACUCUAUCAGCGGUUCCCACCAUGUGCCCUCGACGUCACAGCACUCCAGCAUUGGAUCUCAACACACUGGUGCUCCUCACUCUCACUCUGGAGAAGCGGUCGCCGACGAGCAGCACAAGCUUCUCCUGGCGCGAUUGGAGAGGACGAGAUCUUACACAGAUUCUUGCAAUCCUCCCAAAAAGACAUUGCUACUACGCAGUAAGGCCCAGCACAAAACAAUGUAUUCCCACAGCUUGGAGUCGGCUAAUCCGUCUCGACAAAAAUGUUACCGAAACAGCAGAAAGGUCAAAAGUUACGGAGAUGACCACGAAGAUCAUGACGUGCUGAAAAUCACCGAGUUCUCACGAGGGCCAUUUUAUAACGCUGAUUACGACAUCAUUCUGGAGCUGGGAUCGCCGACGGUGUCAAAGGUUCGGUAUAACGAUACAGGAAGUCUAGAGCAGCUGAACGAUGCAGAGUUUUCCGCGGAGCUCGAGGUGGAGGAAGCAACUGUAGUGGAGGAUAAAAAAGAACAAGAGCGCCCCGACGAUAACGAGGACAGCGCAGAGACACUGAACGGGACAAGAAAAUAUCGAGCUCUGUGGAGGCUGAGGGCGACUUUGGAGGAGGAUGAGGAAUGCAGUGAUAACAUUCGAAUGGAAGACAUCACAUCACCAGAUGAUUCUCCCGACAGAGAGCACGUGACGCCUGCUACGACCUCUUUUGAGUCUAACGCUCAAAGCGACCCGUGCCCAAGUGAUCAUAGAGACAGCGGGAUCCAGUUUGAGAGUACAACGUCAUCGCGGCCGGGUCAUCAAGCCAACUUUUUACAUCCCAACUACGAAAACAGGCGACAGAACUACCGGAAUGUUAUCAACAACCGGUUUCAGAGAAACAACCAGUCCACUAGCGUGGAGAACAGUUUUGAUAGCGUCGAAACGGACGGAGACGUUUCGGAUACUUCCAGGUACGAGGUGACCACCACUUCCUUUGAAUCUUCGACCACGACCACCACAGAAAACACAGACAGCACCACGGAGAGCCAGGCCAGUAAGCUCAGGCAGAUGAAAGCCGACAGCGGUUACAAGUCUUUGGAGACUCAACAGCAGAGCUCCAAAGAGUGCGGAGAGCAUGAAACAAUGAAGUGGGACACCAGGAUGAGCGUGGAUUGCUGUGAAGGCAUCUCUGCUCGCCGGGACAGCAAGCCCAUAGUUGACGGCGUGGUCGGCUUUGCCAUACGCCGCAGCAGCAAAGCGGAAAUAGAACGACUUGAAGGCCUGCACCAUGAGCGCCCUAUCGCCGGCGCCGUGGCUUCCGGAAUCGAACCAUCGCCAUUAUAUCGCGACAGCCGUCACAUCAGCAGUAAUGUUAUAAACGCAAAGGCUGAAGGUCCUCACAAAUCGCCACCUUCGUCAACGACACACUUUGAUCGCCGCAACGGAAAAACGGCCUCCAAAAAACGCCGCGAGUACUCAAGGGAAAAACAAACGGUGCAGGUCUACGAAAGCAUCAACGAGCCGCCAACAUGUUCUAAGCCAGAGCUUCACUCUGGAGACAGCUUCGAAGAUAGCUCCAUCCCGAACAAAAUCUCAGUGUUUGCCAGAUUUUUCAAAUCCCAUUCUCGUGGUCACAGAAGUAGAUAUCUUGUCAGAGACUAUAGCAUAGACGAGAAAACUAACUCUAUUUUCAAUGAGUUCGUCAGGCAGGAAAUCCCUACGACGCCCCAUGAACCAGCAGGAGCCAGCCGAGAGGCAACAACAACGGGGCGUUUGGGAAUCCGACGAUCUCCCAGACUUCACCGACACCGGCUGCAGCGGAAGCACACCGAACCAGCACUUCUGUGUGAGGACCGUGCCAGCAGGCGAGAUCGUUUAGCCCCGAGCGUGCGCAGCUCGAGCCUCGGUAGUGACAGUAGCGCUAGUUCUGCCAGAAGAAUCUCACCUCAGGACAGUAUAGAAGAAGAGGAGGACGAGAUAGAUGAAGAAGUUCUGCAUAUACGACGGAUUGCAGCUUGGUCCAACUGUCACACUAGAUCUCCUGUAACAUUCGUACAACGUCAGCUGCAGUCUGUCACGCUUCAGGACCGCUCCAUUCCCAUUAUUAAACUCCCUGAAGAAGAUCUACACGAGACUUCAGUGCACUAACCCCUCCCAAUGUUUCUUGCACAUUCUUCUCAAUGCUAAAGCCUCAGUUCAUAUCAUCCAUUCCGUUCAUAUCAUCCAUUCCGUUCAUAUCAUCCAUUCAGUUCAUAUCAUCCAUGUCACUGUCUGGUUCAUGAAACAAAAUUAGAGAUGCCGUGACCACAGAAUUCAGAUAUACAAAUGUGUGCAAUAUCAUAGAUGGAUAGAUAGAUAGAUAGAUAGAUAGAUAGAUAGAUAGAUAGAUAGAUAGAUAGAUAGAUAGAUAGAAAGAUAGAAUAUUAAUAAUAAUGAUAAUACUGCUGCAGACCUGCCACAUCACCAGAAAAUUGCUCAGUGGAAACUGAUAAAGGGACUACGAUGAAUUUUGUUUCCCUUUAACGAAACUCUACCAGGGUCGUUCGUUUCUAACAUAAUAAAAAUAAGGCUUGCCUUUGAGUCUAAAGAUCGUUGAGGAAUGCAGUAUUUCCCGUGGCUACACAGCCCCAGCUGUUAUCUACAUAUUUUGCCCAUCUAGCUCAGGCAUAACCAUAUCAGCGUUUAAAAAUCCUUAAGGUGUGCAGUUGACAUCAGGCUAGCUAAUUUAAAACUAGGACCUUUUUUCUCGGCUUUUUUUGUUUGUUUGUUUACAGUUCCAAAGAUAUUUAUUGUGAUAAUCAAAUGAAAAAAUUCACAAUUCACCUAUUAAGUCCAUUGCCAUGUUUCUAUAAUUAUUUUGUGGGCAAGAACAGCUUUCUUGCAUAAACAAAAACUAUAGUUGUAUUGUACCUUUAUUUCAAAUUAAUGUACCAUACAAUGAGAUUGCAUUCUAUAUUUUUCUAAAAUGAUUAACUCUUUUGUACAUAAAGUUUAUGUAGUCUCACACAAAGCAACUGACACUCACAAAAGUUUGUGUGUUGUAUCUGUUUCUUUUAUUUGUUUUUUUUUUAACUGACAAUACUUAUAUCAUAGUCCGUGUGCAACAGAAAGCUACAAGAAAUUGUAUGGCUUAAUGUAAAAUGAUUUAUUUCUAAAAAAAAUGGUUAUUAUAUUAUUAUUAUUUCACUUAAAACUCAUUACCCAAAGCUAUUCUUUUCAUUUAGAUAUUUUCUCGCUUUAUAUGAAGGGUGACAAUGUGAAGGGUGACAAUGUGAAGGGUGACAAUGUGAAUUCGAAAAACAAAUGUGAAGCUAUGAAUAGGACAUUAGGAAUGUAUAAUUGUGACACUGGAUUUGUUAGACGCAAAUGUGAUACUUCAAUGAAGUUGAUAUGGCAUUUUUAAAACAUGGCUAUUAGAACUUAAUUGUGACACCAGGGCUGUGACAACGUGGUUAUGACAGCAUGGCUGAGACAACGUGGUUAUAACGUCAUGAAUGUGACUAUUUGGUUGUGACAGCAUGGAUGUGACAACGUGGUUAUAACGUCAUGGAUGUGACUAUUUGGUUGUGACAGCAUGGAUGUGACAACAUGGCCGUGAUAACUUGGUUGUGAUAUACAUUUUAUAACUUGUUUUUAGUACAAACCUGUUCACUUACUAGAUGUAACAAUGUAAAUAAUACAAUCUGAAUAUGCAUUGCUACCGCACACCCUGUCUUCGUAUGCUUCCCCACAGACCCGAUGUCUAUGUAUAUAAUCACAAGUCUCCUCUAUGUAUAUACAACCACACACCUCUCUGUAUAUACAACCACACACGCCUCUGUAUAUAUACAAUCACACACCUUUCUGUUUAUAUACAACCGCACACCUCUCUGUAUAUAUACAACCACACACCUCUGAGUGUAUAUACAUUAAUCAUCGAGCAUAUGCAACUUAAUUAACAUAAUAAUGCGAGAAAAACAAAAGUUUUCAAAAGAGAUGGGGAAAUGGGGGGGGGGGGGGAGAGACAAAUAUCAGAUAUAAUGAAGCCUUCAAAAAUACAUUGUAUUACUAGACUAAAAAUUGUCAAUACUAAUUCCAAGAGAUUUUUUUUCCUAGAAUUGUCCUUGGUGACGUCUCUCUUCUUACAUAGCUUCUCAUCAUCUAAGAGCAUAACUGUCAAAAUGUGUCCCGCAGGUUUCUUGUAUGUUGGACAAAAUAAUAUUUCUCUUAAUUAAUAAAGGUUUUUUAUUGUUUUUAUUUCUUUGAACGAAAACAGGACACCAUGGGUCCACACUUUGUUUGUAUUGUUUCAUCUUCUCUCAGUCUUUUUUUUUCAUAACACACACACACAUUCACACACACACACACACACAAAAGUCCAGAAAUUUAAUCAAUAAGGAAAUCACUGCUGGCACGUCUGCCAUCUUACCCCAGAAUGACUUCGCUUGACCUAGAGAACGUUGGCACAAUUAGUGUUAACAGAUAUGUUCAGAUGCUGUCAUCUUCCCCCCUCUCUCUCUCUCUCUCUAUUUUAGAUCUUGGUCACAAAAUGUUCAUGAGGUUUUAGUAUCCAUGAGAAAGUGGAAAUGUAUCAGCAGUUAACUCCAGGAGGUCAAAAGCUUUCUGAAUUCAUUUAUAGAUCAAGUUCAAUACAACAAGUGGUUGAGUUUUCAAAAGUUGUCAGUUUGGUUAGGUUGCCAAGGGUUGUCAUUGAGGUUGGGUUGCCAAGGGUUGUCAGUGAGGUUGAGUUUUGAAUGGUUGCCAAUGUGGCUGAAUUGUUAAAGGAACUCGCUUGAUAAUCUGAUCUAGAAAGCCUAGUUAAAGAAUCUUCUGUGAUCUUAGGUAUUUUGAAUAACUUAUUACAUUUCAAGUACAUUAUAAAAACUUUUUUUAUUUUAUAUUUAGAUCUUUCAAUCUUCAUUUAAAAUAUGAAUCUCUCCCCAACUCUCUCUUUUCUUGUAGUUGAACGACUUUGUUUCCUAUGUCUAUCGACAUCGCUUUAGAUCAUCAAUUACACCGUGUUUAGUAGUUUCAAUUAAGUUAUUACCACAGUACAAUGCACACAAAAAUUAAUAAGACACAGACUUUUAAUUCGGCACCGACGCUUUGUCUCACAUUCUGGGAACCACUGUACUGAAUGAGCUCAUUGUUACAAUCACAGACCUAUAUAUAUAUAUAUAUGUAUUGUUAUGUACGUAACUCUUUUUCAAGCUGUUAGAGAAGUCGCCACAAAUCUAGAAAAAUCGAUCUUUUCUAUCUUAGAAAAGUAAUGAUCUUUAGUUUUCAAAGUUUAGAAAUAAUUCAAAUAUUUUUUUUUUAUUUUAAAUAGAAUGGGCUAUUAUUAAUAUUAAUCACAAAACUUUAUAUUUACGCAAAUCUAUGAUAGAAAGCCAUUUCCUGUGGAGAUAAUGUUUCGAAAAUCCUAGAUCGAAGUAAUGUAAGUCUGUUGAUUUUAAUCAUCUUAUGAUUUUAGAUUAUACAUUUAAAUAGAUUUAUUGCCUACAACUUUCUAGAUCUAUAUUAUGUUUAUAAAAUUUGCAGAAUAAUAAUUAUGAGACAAGAGUGCUCUUAUUUUCGAUGUUCAAUUACAUAGGUAAGGGUUGGAACAAAAACUUUACCUUUUUAUAACUACUUAACAAAACAACGCCUUGUUUCAGUUUUUUAAAGGUUUUUCAUUACAUUUUUGUGCAGUAUUAGAAAUCUCCAUGUCCAGUCUAGGUAUACUAUAGGUACAUAGGUGUGUGGUUACAAUACACAUUUUUAUUUUAUGCUAAUAGUUGCCUCCCUUAGAAAAUCAAGAACCAUAUAGUAUAGACAUGCAAAGAUAAACACAAUGAGAUCUAGUAUUUAAAGAUUACUCAUUUGACCCAGCUAAGAGGGCAUUUCAAAAUGAAAUGAUACCAGUUUUUAUAAGAAUAAACAAAACGAGAAACAGACACUCAAAGAACAGUAACUCUUAAUUCACUUCUAAUUUCCACACUUUUGUUGAUAAUUUGGCUGUUUUAGCACCUUCGUUGUACGCUUUCAAUUAAAUGCACAAAAUGUUGAAAUAAUGAAUGUCUGCAUGCUCACGACCCUGACCUUACCACAGCACAACUUUACCAAUUUGUUUGAGUUGAUGUGACGAUCGAAAGACGUGAUGUAAUAGAUCUACUUCCUGUCUGGCUCGCGGACUCGCCAAUUAAUUUGUCGUUUACAGCUUGAACUAUCGGGGAGCUGACCUGAUUUUUUUUUUUUUUCUGUUUCAUAUUUUCCGUGGCUGUUUUGAUUCUAACAAUUUUGAAAGUUGUUCUAUUCUGGUAAACUUUGCUGUCACUCAUGUUUCUAUUUAUAGGCCUACCCAUGCAAAAAAAAAAAAAAUUAAAAAAUGCACCGUUCAUAAACUGCUCAAUUCUGCACAAUUACACACUACCUAUCUUGUUUAAAUACCUGUGGGGUUUUGGAAUCUAUAUCUUUUAAAAUUACAGAUGUUCCGUCAAAAAAGAAGAUAGGCCUACUAACGUCCUACGCGUAUCCAUGGGUUCAUCUAGUCGUACAUGUCAAUUAGAGACUUCAACUCUGCUAAGUCAUUGGUUUGAACAUUUGAUUUAGCUUAGGCCCUAUGUCAGUGAAAAGAAACAAGCAAAGCGCUUCAAGGGUUUCAUUAUUUAAAAAAAUAUCUUGUAAGAUGCAUUAAUUAAUCCUUCUUUUAAAACCAUGACAAUAAUUAUUAAUACCGGUUCAAGAGGGACGUAAUAUAAAUCCUGUCGUCAAACUAAAUAGAUCUAGAACAUACUAAAUUAAUUGUAGGUGCUACAUACAAAACCUUAGAACCAUUAAUGCUUCUAUUUUUUAACCUUAUUGUGAAGCUCUUAUAUAGCCUUUUGAGUUGUUACACUCAUGUUACAACUUAGUUGAACCAGCAACGCUUCGGAAAUUACUUUACCAACCAUUCUAAUCCUAGACUUGUAUCAGCAACUCUGGCUCUUUUUAUUUCCUAACAUUUGAUCCGUGAAUUCUCAGGACAUAGAUCAUCAAUGUUUCUGUUGUCUUACAUUAAAAUCUCCCAAGUUUCAAGAACUUCUGUAUAUAUAUAUAUAUAUAUAUAUAUUAUAAAUAAAUUGUGGCUACUUUCAUGCUUUCAAAGCUCAAGCGCUUUGGUCAAAUCUCAGUUGUGGACCAGUGGGGGGAGGGGGUAUCUGGGAUAAGGUUUUUCCGUGCUGCCUUCAGAUGCUCAGUAAACACCUCUCUGCCCGAGUCGAGUGUCGAACCUCGAGCCCUUUUCAUAGGUAGCCAAGCCAAGCUAAGUUCAAACGCACUUAGCCUCUCGACCACGCUAUAGAUGAUCAAUGAUUACAUUAUGACAGCCUAAAGUAACCUUUUCUAAGCUUUUUAUUUGGUUCCAAUUUGUUAAGACCUGUGACACUAAUUUUUAUACCGGUACACAUAAUUGCGACAUCGGCCUAUAGAAUAGAUAGUAUUGGUCCCAACAAAUGGAAAUUCAGUUUCACUCUCUUUGCAUUCAUGGCAAUGUCUUUGAUUUCGAAGAUUAAGGAUGCGUGCAGCGUUUUAUAUGACUGUGCAGGCCCGGUUGCGACCUAAAUAUUUUUCGCGUCUUAUGCAGACAAAACCGUUGUCCGCUGACGGUGCUUUUAAGUUUUCAUUCCGGCUUCAAUGAUGGCUUUCCUUUGAGUCUCAAAUGUUUGUGAGAGCUCUCCAACUGAUCUGGGCAUUACUGCUAGUACAAUAACUCAAUAGAUGCACACGACGAGCACUUUAAGGCCCCCCCCCCUUACUAGUUUCACUCAUCCUUUAUAUUCGGGAUCGGAGACAUUGCCAUUUUUAACUAUUCUAUCGUUUAUGUCAAAUGUCUUCCUCACUUGUGUUCACAGUACUGAGCCCUAGUCUUCAAGUCUUGGAAUCUUCUUCAGCGUUUUAUCAAAGCUCUUAAACACUAAGUCUUGAGAUUGUGUGAUGAAAUAGCAUGUCCUGGGUGGAAAUACAAGCCAUCCCUCUCUCAGCAAACUCUUCAUUCGAGAAAUGAGUUUAGACAAGAAAACAAAUUUAUUGCUCUGCAAGUAUCGCGUCCCUGAUAUAAUAAUUUUAAAGACAAAAGUUUUUUUUUUCAUUAGCCAUCUUGGAACUUGCGAGAUAUUUGUUGGUAACAGCUUAACUAUGUAAAAUUGUUGUUCCACAAUCAGGUGUUGCCAUGACUAUCGAUCUGCUUUCACAGACUUCGUAUUAGCAAAUCAUCUCUAAUGUCAAGCACUGUAAUUUAAGAGGCAAUACGAGUAGAUCUAGGUCGUCCUCACAAAUUGAUGACGUCAAAGUGAAUCAUACAACAUAUUGUAUUGUAGCACAGCAAAAUCUUAGAGAGUAUUUGUGCUAUUUGUAGAACCGCUAGACAUUUGAGCAUUCUGAACAAUGAGACACAGUUUAGAAGAUCUAUACAUCAUUUCUUAAUAGCGUUUAGAGCCGACAAGGUUAAGCAUUGCUUUCAAGGUAUUUAUCCUUCUGGAAACACUGCUCUGCUCUUUAGUGUUGUUUUUUUUUUAAUCUGUUAACCUCAUGGAAGUUGUAGCAAUGAUAAGAUUCUUUCACAACUUCAUACACUUUCUGUACUUGGGACAAAUAUUCAGGUCAAUAGCCUAUCCAGUUUUCUCUUUUUUUAAAAUCCUAUUCCAACUGUAAGUUUGAAGAUUGUCUUCUACGACUAUUGUUCGACAUUUGUUUGGAAUGUUGUCUGUUCGUCGAAGUACAAAUACAGAUAUUUUUUCUUUAAAAAGGGCAGUGUUUUGACCUUUGUUACGGAUAUUACCAUAGUUACUGAAGUCACAUGACCUUAUUACCUGUAACGCCCAGUCCUAGCCAGAUACAAGGAGAGAUCUGUGUCAACGUGACACCUGGAUACUUUAACCACUUCUCCCUCACAAUGAUAUCAACUUCCGAUUGAACACGGAAACCCAUUUCUGCUCACACUAUAAACCCAGCCUAUGAUUAUUUACGAUUAGAUGGUCAUGGUCAUUAAGCCAACUGACAUUCUGAUCAAGUCUCUCCCUCAUUCCAAAUAAACUUUUUGCUCCUUAAAUGUUUUUGUUGUUCUCAAUGUUUCAUUGUCACUGUUUUUAUGUCAUGUAAAUACAAAGACUUAUUUAUACUCACAUGAAAAGCCUAUUUAUUUAUUGGCCAAUAUUUAAAAAAAUAUAUAUUUAUAAAGUAUAAUAUUUCUAUGUUUAUAUAUUUUAAAAAAAUGCAUUAGAUUGUGAUUCACUGUAAUAUGUAUGUAUAUUUUUAUAUGCAUAUGAAUAAUUUUAUCUCCAGUUAUUUAAUUAUAUAAUUGUUAUUUCCAAAAUACAACCAUAAUAGAUGAUAUUAAAUAAGUAAUUUUUAGAACAUUAUCAAUCUUAACGUUGUAAUGGUUUCCUAUAGAUCUCUACUUACUAAAAGGACAUAAUGUAUUAAAUUUACAAAACAUAAUUAACUUUUAAUUUUUAAAUUGGAUUUAAAUUUUUUCUCCAUUAUCUAAAAAAUUAUAAAUGAUAAAAAAGUUGUAUUAUGAUUCAGAGUUUUCAGGUCACAGGCCUAUUAGUUGUCUGGCAUUACUUAAGUUUUAAACUGGUGCUGUUGAUCAAAUGUUAAUGUUGAAUGAAAUUGCUGUGAAAAAGUAUUGUUUUUUUUUGUUAUUCAUAUUAUGCACAAACACAUACACCACAUUUAAUUAAUGUCUUACUAAAUAGUCAUAAAAAAAAAAAAAAAAAGACUAAUGUCAUGUAGACUUCGUAAUGUAACAUGAACCAGAGCAAUACAUGCUGUACUAAUAAUGUUAUACCACCAAUGAAUUAAAACAAAAGUUUGAAGAAAAUUUGUACAUUGUGAUAUUUGAUAAGAUUUUAACCUUGCAGACAAGGACUGACCAUUACAAAAUUGAACUGCUUUCAAGGAGCUUCAAAGUGAGGCAACACUAAUUAAAAUACACCAGCCCAAUGGUCAUUGUACUAAACACAUCUGUUUUUUUUUAAUUUAUUUCAAGCAUUCCACAUUAAUGAAAGACUUUCACCUUUUCAGUGGUCUGUAAUGAACACACAUCCUAAUUACAUGUGUUGCCUCUAUUUCUUUUUUAAAGAAAAACAAAACAAAAAUGUAUUUAUAGGGUAGACAAUUUAUGUACUGACUAGCUUAUGUUUUUUAUAAGGUACUUUAAUGAACAAUUGUCAAUGGAAUAUGGAAUGAAGUAACAUUAAAAAAUACACCAUGAUUAUAUACUAGACCCAGAUUUAUAUCAUGCCAGUUGAAACUUCAACAUUUUUUUUUCAUUCAUCCAUCAUCAACUCACACACAUGCUUAUGUAAGUCCAUUUGUAUCCUUUACCAACACACUAUUUUAUAUACAUACAAUUUGUAUUGCCUCUGAUAUUAUGUUGUGUCUCAUUUUUUGACCUAUAACCUUUCUAUUUUUGAUGUUCAAGAUCCAAGUUUUGAUCUCCCCUCCUUCUCCUCAGCUUGUACAAUAUUAAAACAAAUAUUUUGUUCCUGCAGCCUUCAAACAAUGUCUUUUGUUUUUCACUGAAAGUAGGGCACACAUCUCCUUACACCAGCUCAGGACUUACUGCAUCAAUGUAACAUUUUCUACAUAGUGUCAAGAUGUGAACACCAGUGUUGACAGUGCACAGGAAACAAACAUCUUUACAAAAUUGUUUUGAAUAUCACUUGAAGACAAAAUUAAUUAAUGCAACAAAUAUAUUGA
Messenger RNA from Biomphalaria glabrata, 12655 nucleotides. RefSeq lists its product as uncharacterized. Gene Ontology annotation, biological process: negative regulation of voltage-gated calcium channel activity; negative regulation of calcium ion-dependent exocytosis. NCBI's taxonomy places the organism in Eukaryota, Metazoa, Mollusca, Gastropoda, Planorbidae. The record is from RefSeq and is a predicted model, not a curated record. The transcript has 7 exons. Gene Ontology annotation, molecular function: transmembrane transporter binding. Gene Ontology annotation, cellular component: plasma membrane; secretory granule. The coding region runs from base 611 to 4102 and encodes 1163 amino acids.